UAGUAUAUAAUACACUACAGUUGAGGAACAAUGGGAAAGUAAUUAUGCUUUGAAAGUUGAUAAACUUGUAACCUCACGUUUGAGAAAAUUGCCCCUUAAUGUUUUUGUACCUACUAUUGAGCUCUUCUUUUGUCGACACCCAUUCAGCAUUGUUCACACGUUCUUAAGAUUUAGCCACAAUCAUCACUUUAAGGAUUAACAUGUGAGGCUAUAUACUUAACAACCGAAGAUUUCAAGACUAAAGAUUAAUGCUGGAGCAUCCACUAUAAAAGGCCCUACAAUUGGGAAGUGAAGAAUGGUCAGACUUCGUUUGCUCUGCCAGAAAAACAACGAUCUAGAGAGACUUCUGUGACUCUUCUAAGAUACAAAGUGAGGGAUCCAAACUGUGUACAUUUUGAAGCCAUGAGCAGGAGAUUCAGUGAAGUUCAACGUCCCUCCACAGUGUCCUCUGUGACCGAGCCCAUGUGCGUACUCACCACAGAGUGGGUGUGGUUCUGGGAGGACGAGUACGGAAAAUGGGUCCAGUACGCAUCCAUCAAAGAGAUGCACAGAUUGUCGUCCAUCACCAGUGAAGACCUUGAGAAAAGGUUCCAGGAGGAUCAAAGUGCUGUGGUGAAGUUCACUGCAGGCCAGCAGUCUUAUGAGCUGAGUUUCAGAGACAUGACGCAAAAAAACAAAAGAUACGGUUACUGUAAGGAUGGUCAGGCGUCGUCCUGUGUUUGUUUCAACUGCAGACAGCAGGACAAAUAGAACAUACAAUUCCUCUCAGAAUUUCAGAGAUGUUCCUGGAUUUUGGGACAAGUCUGCCAUACCUGACAUUGGAUAUAAGAAGGUCCAGAGACUUUUCAACAACACCAUGAGGGGCUUCCAGAUCACCAGCAUCGAGAGGGUCCAAAACAGGGACCUCUGGGAAGUCUUCCAGUGGAAAAGAGAUUUGAUGAAGAAAAACAAUGGGGGUAGAAACAGCAAGGAGCUACAUCUCUUCCACGGAAUGGACCCAAAACACGUAGACGCCAUUUGCAGAGAUAACUUCGACUGGAGGCUGUGUGGAACCAAUGGAACUGUGUAUGGCGAAGGGAGUUACUUUGCCAGGGAUGCCAAGUACUCGCACUGCUUCACCAGCCACUCAGGAGUGAGGUCCAUGUUUGUUUGUUGGGUGCUUGUUGGUGACUACACACAAGGGAAGUCGGACCUCCGUCGCCCCCCUCCAAAAGGCGAGGGAAAUCCCACUUUCUAUGACAGCUGUGUGGACAAUGUCCUGAACCCAUCCAUAUAUGUGGUGUUUGAAAAGCACCAGGUGUACCCCGAGUUCCUCAUCAGAUAUGAUGAUGGCCCAGCGCCCCCCUCGUACACCCACUACCCCAGCCAGUACCCCCUUUCGUACACCCAGUACCCCCUCUCAUACACCCACAACCCCAGCCAGUACCCCCUUUCGUACACCCAGUACCCCCUCUCAUACACCCACAACCCCAGCCAGUACCCUGUUUUAUGCACCCACUAG
Molecule: messenger RNA, 1501 nt
Organism: Oncorhynchus keta (chum salmon)
Lineage: Eukaryota; Metazoa; Chordata; Actinopteri; Salmoniformes; Salmonidae
Product: protein mono-ADP-ribosyltransferase PARP12-like
Exons: 10
Coding region: 698-1501 (267 amino acids)
Molecular function (GO): NAD+ poly-ADP-ribosyltransferase activity
Source: RefSeq, a predicted model, not a curated record